This is a messenger RNA of Sturnus vulgaris (Common starling), 1658 nucleotides long. Its product is annotated as interstitial collagenase-like. Gene Ontology annotation, biological process: proteolysis; collagen catabolic process; extracellular matrix organization. Lineage: Eukaryota; Metazoa; Chordata; Aves; Passeriformes; Sturnidae. The record is from RefSeq and is a predicted model, not a curated record. Gene Ontology annotation, cellular component: extracellular matrix. Gene Ontology annotation, molecular function: metalloendopeptidase activity; zinc ion binding.
UGUUCAGUAGCUCAAGAGUGAAACUGAGGCAGACAGCCUUAGAUGAGGAUGAAGACCUUUACAAUUCUCCUGUCACUGUAUGUGGCCAUCUCCUCCGCAUUUCCUGUGGCUCCAGAAGCAGAAGAUGAAGGAAAAACCCUACAGCUUGUAGAGAGUUAUCUACAGAGUUUCUAUGAUGCUCCAAAGGAUCCCCAUCCCCAUGUAAGAAGUGGUGGUGAAAAUCCCCUUACUGCAAAGCUCAAGGAAAUGCAGUUGUUCUUUGGACUAGAAGUGACUGGAAAACCUGAUCUUGACACAAUAGAGAUGAUGAAAAAACCCAGAUGUGGUGUACCUGAUGUACAGAAAUAUGUGUUCACACCAGGGAAUCCCAAAUGGAAAAGAAAUAAUCUGACAUACAGGCUUUUGAAUUACACCCCAAAGAUGAGACAAGCUGAUGUAGAUGAAGCAGUGAGAAGAGCUCUCAGUGUCUGGAGCAGUGUGACACCAUUGACAUUCCAAAAGGUUGAGGACAAAGAAGCAGAUAUCAUGAUCUCCUUUGCUUACAGAGACCACCGUGACAAUUCUCCUUUCGAUGGUCCCAAUGGACAGCUGGCUCAUGCAUUCCAGCCUGGUGAAGGUCUUGGUGGAGAUGUGCAUAUGGAUGAGGAGGAAGCUUGGACAAAAGAUGGGCGGGGCUACAAUUUGUUCAUUGUUCUUGCCCAUGAGCUUGGCCAUUCACUGGGUCUGUCUCAUUCAAAUGAUCCUGGAGCACUGAUGUAUCCAACUUACUCCUACACUGACCCCAAUGAAUUCCUUCUUCCUCAGGAUGACAUUGAUGGAAUUCAGGCCAUCUAUGGACCAUCCAAUGCUGCUGUGCAGCCAACAGGACCCGUAACUCCAGAAGCUUGUGACCCAAAUUUGACAUUUGAUUCUAUCACUACCCUACGUGGAGAAAUAUUCUUCUUCAAGGGCAGAUACAUGCUGCGCAAGCAUCCUGCAAGGACAGAGACAGAGCUCAACUUUAUCUCACUGUUCUGGCCAAGGUUACCAUCAGGAAUUCAAGCUGCUUAUGAAAAUGUUGAGACAGACGAAAUUACAUUUUUUAAAGAGGAUAAAUAUUGGGUCAUCAGUGGAUAUGGUGUUCUACCUGGCUAUCCCAAACGAAUCUAUCACCUUGGGUUCCCAAAGACUGUUAAAAGAGUUAAUGCAGCUUACAAUGAUGAAACCACAGGAAAAACAUAUUUCUUUGUAGCUGACAGAUACUGGAGAUAUGAUGAAAAGAAAAAAUCCAUGGAUCAUGGGUAUCCCAGGAAAAUAAUCUCCGACUUCGGAAAAAUUGGCAGAGUUGAUGCUGCUUUCCAGAAAGAUGGUUAUGUGUAUUUCUUCCAUGGAACAACUCAGUUCCAGUUUGAUCCUCGGGCUAAACGGAUUGUUCGACAAAUGAAGAGCACCAGCUGGUUUAAUUGUUAAUUGCAAUGUUUUUCCUUGUGCACACUGUAUGUUUUUAUCUGAUGCAUUUUUUUAGCAUUUCAUGAUUCUGAGGUCUGAACAGAUUUCUGUUCAAAUUCUAUGGCAGUAUAAUCUUAAUAAGUAUUUAUUUUAUGCCAAAUAAAUUUAUAUAAUUUAUCACAACUUCUCCUGUUACAGUCAAGUUUCCUAAUAAAUUAUGUUUCUCAUAU